GGCCAGUUCAGGCUUUUGUGGAACGCCUUCAUCGUGAGAACAGUGACAAGAGUUUCAGUAAUAUUUUCGAACAACGCUACGACUAAGAAUGGCUCAGGGAAACAUCAGAGCCGUUGGAUGGAAGACUGAGGAGGUAUUUGUAGAAUCCGGCUGCCUAAGCGAUCAGAACUUCAUUGCGUCCACUUGCAGACAUCAGGGAGUACGACCACACAUGGAGGAUGAAAUUCUGGCCGUACACGACAUAUCACCAGAGUGUCAGCAUGCAACCACUGGAGAACACUUUUGUGUUGACUUCUUUGCUGUGUGUGAUGGGCAUGGCGGCGGAACGGUCUCCAAGGCUGCGGUUAAACAUUUGCCGGAUGUUAUGGACACCUAUCUACAGUUUUUGGACAUUGACCUGUGUACUGUCCUCCCUAAAGUGUUUCACCGGACAGACGACGUCAUCAAGUUUGAACACCCCGAAGCAUGGAUGAGAUCCGGAAGCACAGUUAUAGGGCUAGCUCGCAGAGAUAACUUUCUUUACGUGGCCAAUGCUGGUGACAGCCGAGCUGUGUCAUCUAUAGGCGGCUAUGCUGUUGCACUGUCCAAGGACAUGAAGCCAUCCGAUCCAGAAGAGAACGCGCGUAUCCUCUCCCAAGGCGGCAGGAUUAUCACUAGAAAGUACUCACAUCGUAGAGUCAAGUACCUGGUCGACUACGAGGAGAAAGUGCUGCUGAAUGUAUCGGGAGGCUUCGGUGAUGGCGUGUUCAAGAAGGGUGCCAGAGAAAAUUGGAUUUCGCAAGCCACCCCAGAAAUGAUGAAACUGGCAAUAACCACACAGUUGGAAUUCGUCAUUCUUGCAAGUGACGGCCUUUGGGACGUAUUCACCAAUGAAGAGGCAGUGAAGUUUGUCCGAAACAGGAUGAGGAUCGGAUGCCCGCCAGAGGAACUUGCAACUCAACUGGUGAAUUACGCUGUCAACCAUCUCCAUACACAGGACAAUGUCAGCGCCAUCGUCUACCUCAAUAUACAAAAUAGGGACUACAGUGCCCUUCUGGACCAAGUACGAUAUUGGAAUCCAAUAGUUGAAGACAUAACGGGUUAGGCUGCCAUCAUGUUCGUGAAAUAAACACUUACGGUGGAUUAUUAAA
Sycon ciliatum is the source of this 1130-nucleotide messenger RNA. RefSeq lists its product as uncharacterized. Lineage: Eukaryota; Metazoa; Porifera; Calcarea; Leucosolenida; Sycettidae. The record is from RefSeq and is a predicted model, not a curated record. Gene Ontology annotation, biological process: peptidyl-threonine dephosphorylation. The coding region runs from base 89 to 1084 and encodes 331 amino acids. The transcript is spliced from 10 exons. Gene Ontology annotation, molecular function: protein serine/threonine phosphatase activity; cation binding.